ACUCUAAAUUUUAUUUUUGUUGCGGGAGGUUCGCGGCGCGCGUGCGGAGCAAAUUAAACAAAAUUUGCGACAUGAUAAACAAAUAUAUGUGUUAAUGUUAUUAAUUCUACGAUGAUAAACGGAUAAAAGUCCGCCAAAAAGGGUAGGGCCAAGGAAACAGAAGCAAGCCAACUUUGAUUUGUGUUUAAUUGUUCGGUUUUUUAACGUAAUCGCCGCGUCUUAAAUCGUGUUAAAUGUUUUGGUUUGUACAAGUAAAUUGCCAACAAUUCAGCCGCUAAAAAGUGCCAAAAAAGAGGCAGAAUAAAAAAUAAACGGCUAAAAGGAAAUAAGCGAAAUAAGGAAGCAACGGAAAUUCCGAAAUUUUGCUCUCGCUCUCUUUCUCAUCCUCGCCAUGUGUGUGCGUGUGCAUGUGUGUGUUGGCGUCGCUAAAAAGUGCUUGUGAAAAAUAUUAAGGAAGCCGAAAAAAAGAAGGCUUUAAAAUUUACUACGACAUAUAAAAGUGAGAAAAUUAAUAGAAAAACAACCCGAAGGAGAUGGCCUAAAAGUAAAAUUAAGUUUUUGGUUUGAAAAACGCAGCAGACUGCAGUGCGUGCACUUGUAUGUGCCGCUGCAUGUGUGUGUAUGUGAGUGUGGAAGUAAAGCAAAAGCAAAAAAAAAACAGUUUUUGCAGCCGGGGUACAAAUUCCAAUUGGAAUCUAUAGGAGCAGAAAAUUCUCAUUCGGCGCAUGCGUGGCUGCCAAAAAUAAAACCGAAAGUGAAUUGAAUGGCAUCGAAUGGAUUGGAUGUGAACGCCGCAAAGUCACUGAAUGUUCAAUGAAUUUCGACUUUCGCACAAUUUGCGCGCUUUUCACACUCGAUUAUUGGAAUUAAUUUGGAUACGUGAAACCGACAUUUUAUUAAAAUAACGAAACAGGUAUUUGCAUAAAAACGAACGGAAAUCGAAAGGAACGCCCUGAAGGUCAUUGUCAGAGAGCGGAACGCCGGCAACGGAACGGAAAACAAUGGAAAUGAGAGGAAGCCUGGCAGACAUGCAAAUUUCGGGUGACUUUUGAGGGGUUUGAUUUACAUAACUUGCUCUCUAAAUAAGUAGCAUGCUCCCCAAAUGCACACAUGAAAACUAAAGCCAAAUAGUUGGAGAACAAUGGAAAUGCAACAGGAAAAUGAAACGGGGGAGAAAGGAACCCCGAAAUCAGAGAAAGAAGCAGCGAUGAUAAGCAACCAAGAGACUGAAAAAGCGGCCAUGAUGAAGGGUGGAAACGAAGGAUCAGUAAGGGAAUUGGAGUCCCCGAACGAAGCCACCACCCGAAGUCAAGAAAACACAACGAAAACCAUAAAAUUGGAUGGCAUAUUCGCCGUACCAGCCACGCCCCCAAAUAAGGCGGACCUAACCACCAAGUCGGCCAGCAGUAGCCGCAGUAGUUCGCUCAAAAAGCAGCGACGUGGAUCAAGAGGAAAAACAAAUUUGAAUGUGACGAAAACGGAAAGUGGAGUUCCCAAGAGCUCCACUAGCGGCGGUCAACUGAACUUUGGAGCCAACAGUGUUGGAAACGACUCAAUGAAGCAGUCGCAGUCCAUGACGUCACUGCAGGCCUCGAACGAAGAGCAGCAGGAGCGUCGUGACGUCAUCCAGGCCAAGCUGCAUUUGGAACGGCCCUACAACAGCCUCAAGAAAAAUUCCCAUAGCAAUAAAAUGCACCGUUAUUCGUGGGGAAGCGGAAACAGUCAGUGUAGUUCCACCAGUCUCCAUAGCAGCGCCACCUUGGGCCUGGGUUCCUCUGGCAAAGACGAUCUCUGGGCGGCCAUUCAAACGAACUACAACUAUAUCAUGGACACGAACCUUUUGGAUACUUGCAAGGAGGCGCGCUGUGAGAUAGAGGGCGCCUCCACUGUUUUGGAAAAGUCGAGCGAAUGCUGUUUUAAGAUGCUUGAUGAGACCCAACGACCUGAAGGUCUCUGCGAGGAUCCCAAGGAGUUGCGGCGGUGGCUGCGCGAAAUGGAGAGUAAAUUGGAGAGUUCGCCGACAAUCACGGAACUGACUUUGUUUGGCAACGCGGAAUUGCAGCGCCAUCUAGCAGUACACUCGGUGUUGUACCAUGAAAUUGUAUCACACGCUCGAGUGGUGAGCUCUUGCAUUCGAGCCGCCGAAAAGGAGCAGCAACUCCAGCAGCAGCAGCAACAAUUGCAACUGCAGCAGCAACAGCAGCAACUGUCGAGUCAGCAACCCGCCUCAUUGACCAGCAACUGCUCCAGUGAGUCAACCAGCGACUCCGCCACAAAGUCGAGCAGCCUGAGCAGUGGUUUCGCCUCCGAUCCGGUGACCACACCCACCACUGCCAUCGGAACCACGGCAGCUGCCCCACCACCAAGUGGCAACCACCCGUCGAAGAAGGGCGAAGGGAACUUGGAGCGACUGAGGGAUCGCUAUCACUUGUUGUAUCUAAAAGCCUUCGAACUGCAACUGUGCCUGGAUAAUCUGCUAAGGAAACGCAGCUCUACGGCGAACGGCUUGGAUGACGACGAGGACGAAGAGGAGGACACCGAAGACGACUCCUUUGGCUACGAGGGCGAAGCCACCGAGGACGAUCUGAACGAGGUCAACUCGGAUCUGGAUCUGGAGAACAGCGAGUCCAAGUCGGCCACCCCCGCGGAACUGAUCCUCCAGCGCUGCCAGAUCGCAGCCACCCAGAUUGUCUGUGGCCUGGAUGAGUCCCAUUCGCAGUCCCAGUCCCAGCAAAUCCCAUCCAAAGCGGAGUCUCUGUCAGCGGAUCAGCCACGCGAUUGUCUUGCACCUCAAAAGCCCGGCGAUGAGGCCGAUGAGGAGCUAGAAGAGGAGGACGAGGAUCCCGGUCUGGGCACCGAUGUGGUGGACUUCCUGAUUGCCAAGCGAUCGUGGAGACAGGCGAACCACCCGAAUCCCAGUGGGGCAGCCACCCUAACCGACUUCGAGGCGGACUCGGAGAGCAGUGACUUCGAGCAGGUGCAGCAGCUGAGCAGGAGGGGAUUGCCAGUGGCAGUGGGGGGCACCCGAAGGGUCCUGAACCUCAUAGACAUGCCCCAGGGCAGCAAUAGCAAUAUCAACGGCAGCAAUUCGUUGCUGCAGCAGCGUCAUCACAAUAUUGGCAGCAAAAUGCUGCCCAGUAAGGCGCAUAACAAGAACAUAGCCGUGGCGGUAAUCACACCCAAUUCGCAUGGGAAUACCAGUCACGGUCACGGGCUAAGUCACGGCCUCGGUCACGAGCUGAACAAGUCGCCGCUGGGACUGCGAAAGACGCGUCAUCACCACAAUGACACCUCCAAGUUCAACCGCUCCAAUCGCAAGUCGAAGAACUGCGCGAUCUUCUACUUCAAGCACCUGGACACGGACAACGAGCAGGGGAACGCGGCGGGCAGUGAUCUGCAGAGCGAGGAUGAUCCCUGCCUGAUCCACCGGCGAGGAGUUGGAGUUGGAGCUGGAGGCGACAUACUGAAAUCGGCUGAUGCCUCAACGGAUGACGACGACGAAGGUUGGCUCUACACGGCGACAGCAGCAGCAACAUUGGAAGUUGCCACAUCAGCAACUGCAACAUCAAGUGCCGCGGCAGCAACAUCGAUUGUGGAUGGUCUGCAGUCCACGGCCAUUUCCUCGACCACGGCAUCGGGUGGACAACUCCCGCCCAGCGACGACUCCGAUAAGGAGAACAAGGAGGCUCUGGUCAGCACCACGACAAUCACUACAGCAGCAGCAGCAACUGCCUCGUCAACCAUUGCAGCGGCAACAGCAACAGCAACAUCGCACAGCAGCAACUACGACAGCAGCAGCGCCUGCUCCUCCUCCAAUUCGAACUCCAACGGCAGGCACACGGAGACCUCGGCCACCUCGCGAGUCACCCAGCUGCAGAUGCAGAUCCACUCGCACUCGCAGUCGCAGAUGCAGAUGGAGUUCCAAAUCAAUGGCAAUGCCAGCGCUGGCAGACACGUCAUUAGCAACAACAAUUGCCACAGCAGCAUGCAGCACCAGCAGCAAAACAACAACGAGGGGGAGGCAGCCGAGGAUCUGGCCAAGAUCAAGAUGGGCGUCGAUGAGACAACCGCUGAUAUGGCAAAUGGAAACGCCAGCCAAUCCAAGCAGAUGAACAACAACAGCUUCUACAGCCGCGCGGACAUCUGCAACAUCAGCGUGUGGCCAGCAGAAACCGUGGCCAGCCACUUGCCACCAAGAUCCCCGGCCAAGUCCUCCAAAUCCCAGGCCAGCAGCAGCAACGCCACCAUGUCCGCAUCCAUGAUGCUCGCUUCGCCAGACAAGGGCAAGGUCUCGCAUGAUUCAAUCAAGCAGUUGGUGCUGGAAGCCGAGCAUUUGGUGCGCGACGCCCAAGAGGCAGCACUGAAGACGCCAACCAAGCUGAAACAUUCCAUCAUUAAGAUCUCGUCGACGGUCAAGAAGCGCGAGGUCAUCAUGCCGCAUCCCAUCAAGCAGCGCGUGGAGGAAUGGCUAGAGCACCAGCCCUCGACCCCACAGUUGCUGACCCGCAGCCACACGCACGAACUCCUGCCUGGCUGCAAGCCCGAUGACUGCGAGGCAUCUGGGGAGGCAUCCGAAACGGAUUCAGUGCCUCAGGCGGGAGUAGGAGUGGCGGGAGGAGCACCCAACGGUGCCGGAUCGGACACCUCGGAGGGAUUCACCGAUUCCAUUGCCACCUGUAUGCAAACGAGCACGAAUUCCUAUGGGAAUUCCACGGAGAGAAUCGGUGGGUCUGCAGAACCAAUUGGCCAGCCAGUCACGCCCUUGGGCUUUGGCAGCAGCAAUCAGAGCCUGAAUGUCAAGAUUGUGAAACGACCGCAGACGCGUCGCAAGUCGGAGAGACCUUGGUCGGUCUCGUGCCUGUCCCAGUUGACCACGGAUGCCGCCCAGUUGACCACUGCCCGGAUCGUGGAGAACUCCCCGUCAGGAUUGGCCAGCCAUUCGAUCAGCGAGAGUGCCCUGGACUCGCUUUCGCCAGGACCAAGGCCGCGGGCCGCUUCUUCCUCGGGAACGGGAAGUAAUGCGGCCAGGAAGGCGGAUAGCAAGGGAUCCUUGCGGAGGAGGAAGGCCAGGAAGAAGCGCAUCUCGGCCGCCUCGGCUGGCAGGAAGUCGGAUUCGGGUUCCGAACUGGGUGGAGAUCUCACCCAGACGCUGAUGAAGUCCUGCGAGUCCAUGUCGUCGCAGCAGCUGCAGGAGUUUACCAAUGCCUUGCUGAGCAUUCAAAAGGGAGCAGUCAUCGCCCCUUUGAGUCCCAAGGGAGAGCUUUCUGGAGUAACUCUGCUGGGCGAAGGCGAGGCAGGGGAAACCCCGCUGAUGCUGCCCAAGUUCCGGGUGGGAUCCUUCACCACGGCGGGCCUACUGGCCAGUGAAACGAGAUUGGGAGCUCUCGCAGCUCUGUCGAACUACAUGAACGAGGACGAACAGCAAGCAGAACUCAGCACCGAGGACCAUCACAGCAGCAUCUCGGAGACGGCUUGGGACAACUACCAAGAGAAAUACAACUCGGAGAACUAUUCCGAGGGCUUUGAUUCGGAUGCGGCCCGACGUAUCUUGGAAUUCGGCGACGACUAUCGCAAUUUCAUCGACUCGCAGUCAGAUUGCUGCAGUUCUCUGUCGGCGGCCAACAAUCUGGAUUCGUUCUCGCCGCCGCGCAUGGAUUCGCUGCAAAAGCACGAGCUGAAGACACUCCACAUCAACCAGGACACAAUUACCAGUAGCGUGGACCACGCCCGCCGCCAGCGCGCCUUAGAACUGCAGUACGAACGCCGUCGCAAGACCCUGGAAGUCAGACGCAAGUCGUGUCAAGACAUGGAUGAAAUGCCGGUAGCCAACCCCCAGAAGGAGCAGCAGACGCAGCAGUUGCAGGCCCAGCCUUCGCUGUCUGCCUCCGCCACCGCCCUAAUGACCACGCCCAAGAGCCAGUCCACCAGCCAGACGCUUGGCCAACGCACAGAAUCCGUGGGCCGGAAGCUGGAGUUCGGCGGAAUGAGCCACUCGGCUCAGUCCCUGCUGCGCCGCACCUCCGAGAGCGAUACCUCGACCAGGAGGCGACGCACAGUGACUGCGGAUGAGAGGAGACGCUCCUCGCGCAACCUGGAGAAGUGCAUCAAGCUGAUUCCAGCCACCACUUCAUCGUCGAGUGGGUCGGACUCCGAGGACGGAGAGCAGGAGAUGCGAUCUCUGCUGCAGCAAAGUCGUGACAGGCUGGACGACACCAGAGCCCUGAAGAUCAGAUGCCAUCUGCUCAGACCAGAGGAUUAUAACGAGAUCAUCAACACUUGCCGCGACAACAUCCGCUGCCUGGAGGCCGUGCUGCGCGGUCCACCCGGCACCGUGCUGUCCAACCACUGCGCUGGCCAGACAAAAGAUCUGCUCGCCGCCUGGGAGGACCUGCUCGGCUGGAGCGAGAAUGCCUCGUCUGCCCGCAAGUUGCAGCAGGAGAUGAGCGUCCUCAAGAAUUCACUGCAGCGACUGGGAGACAAGCCCACUCCGGAACUCCUCGACACGGAGCCGGCCAUUCAAAUAGCCGUGGAGGCUCUUAAGCUGGAACAGACGCAACUUGCCAGCUACAGGACCAACAUGCUGCGACUCAACGCCUCCGUUCACAGCUGGCUCACCAGGCAGGAGAGGCGUCUGCAGAACGCCUUGGAGGAGCAGGAGCAGGAUCAGCAACAGGAGUCCGAACAAAUCAAGCAGGAGAACUCGUUGGAGGAGAAGGCUGCUGGUGUUAGAAAGGAGCUGGCGUCCAGCGGAGCAGUGGCCAUUACUGUCACCGACAGCAAUGGCAACCAGGUGGAAGCCCUGGCCACUGGAGAAGCCUCCACCUCCACGGUGGCCUGGGAUGUCCACUCGCUGAUGUCCGCGGAGCAGGAGUUCCACAAGCAUCUUAAGAACGAAGUGAGCGAUAUGUACAGCGCAUGGGAUGAGGCAGAUGCCAGAAUCAACACGCAGCUGGAGAUGCUCACCAACUCGCUGAUUGCCUGGCGACAGUUGGAGUCCGGUCUGAGUGAAUUCCACUUGGCUUUGGGCCAGGAUAGGGGCACCCUGAAGGGUCUGGAGGGAGCGCUGGAUAAGGGACAAGCUACGCCCGUGGAGCUCGCCCAGAAUGUCAAACUGGUGGCCAAACUGCUAUCCGAAAAGGUUAAUGUGAGCCAGGAACAACUGCUUGCCGUACAACAGCACCUCGACCCCAACCAAAUCUACCACAUCGCCAAGUUUACGGCCUCGAAUGGUUCGCUGUCGGACUCUGGCAUUUCCGAUGGAGGUGCCACUUCCGAUGGUGGCCUAUCCGAGAGGGAGCGACGAUUGGGCGUCCUUCGCCGCCUGGCCAAGCAGUUGGAACUGGCUCUGGCACCGGGAAGCGAGGCCAUGCGUUCGAUUGCCGCCCGAAUGGAGAGUGCCGAGGCCGAGUUGAAGCACCUGCAGAACACCUGUAGGGACUUGAUUGUGCGCACGGCAGCCAGCCACCAGCAGAAGCAGCAGCUACAGAACCAGCACGUUCCAUCCAAGGCCAAUGGCCAAGUGAAGAAGCAGGCUACCAAGGGCAACGGCCAACCGCAGUCGCCAGGUAAACGCGGCAAAGCAGCACGGAAAACUCGUCAGGCCAAGAACGCUGGAGAGGAUCAGCAGGAGGACGGGCAGAUGCUCAGUGCGGAGCAGCAGAAGAUGGAGCUGAAGCAUGUUAAGAUCCUUUCCAGUGGCGAUGGUGGCGACGACCCCUCUGACGAUCCCUCGCUGCUGUUCAACUUGGAAAGCUCCGAGGAAGAUGCCGAGGAAGCGGAUCUCGCACAGGGCAACAAACGCGGAUGGGCGUGGCGCAUCGCCAGGGCGGCUGUGCCCAUGCAAGUGGCCCUGUUCACCAUCUUCUGCGCCGCCUGUCUGAUGCAGCCCAACUGCUGCGACAACCUGAACAACUUGUCCAUGAGCUUCACGCCCCAGUUGCGUUAUAUCCGCGGACCACCUCCAAUCUGAGGACCGAAAGCGACUACUUCAGCAGGCCGCUAAUCGUUGUAGGUUACCGUUACGUUAUGUUAAGGCAUUUAACAGCUGUAACUAGAGUUAACCAGCGCAACCCCGCCAAUAGGCAGAGUCACUAAGAGCUCGCUUUUGGCGCGCGUCUCCCGCGCUCAAGGUUUUAUAAGGAAAAACAGAGCGCUCUCCUCCGAAAUUUGCAACUCGUCGAGGCAGCCCAAUUUUAUACGUCUAAUUUAGGUAGCGAGCGCAAAAGGAACGCAAUUUAUAGUAAGGACAUAUUUGUUAUUUCGGUUAAUUUCCUACGAGUUUAGGUUGCAGUUCGAUUGAACAAAGAGGAUGUACUUAGGCGAUGAUGCAGACGAUGCUUAAGCCACUUAAAUACUGCCGCAUUCAGGAGCAAAUGGGAGGAGCCCGCCCCCAAAUCCCUACCCAGUAAAUAUUUAUACAAACAGAAUGUUGUUUUGGUAUACUUUUUUGUUUGAAAAACACUAAAGUGCCUACAAAUGCGAACUGUGAACGAGGAACUAUCAGAAGAUGACAAAGGAUCCGACGGGAGGUCCAAAUGAGAGUAUCAAUCCAAGGCAACGAAGCAAACAGAAGCUAAAAGCCAACACCACUAGAAGAGCUAGCAAAUCAGCCGGCUAAAACAGCGAUUGAGAAUCAGAGUUUAUAUUUUUAUAUGCAACGCAACUAUACACAAUCAGUUCGAAGACAAGGACUCUUCAGCCCCACACACAUCGUACGUUUUAUGUCUAUUAUAUUAAUAGGAUAAACUUUAAACUUAUUUUGCAAGCCGAAAAAUUCAAACAAAAAAAAAAGAAACUAGAAAUUAUCUCUUAGGUUUGUGUUUGGAAUUUCUAGACAUAAUUUAUAAUUUACUCACUCCUGGCAGAUGAUCAUUGUAAUCUACUUAUAAGAUUUAAAUACUUUGUGCGUUUUCAAAACUUUCACUUGGAAUUUAAAUGAACAAAACAGAAAAUCUUCAUUUAUACAAAAACAAAAACAUUAAAGAAAAAGUAUUAAAAAAUAACAUUUUGUAGUUUUGUUAUACAUUUUUACUCUUUAUUCUGUAGUAUACUUUUGGGCGGCCGAGAAAUGUGCUUUUUGUUGCGUGCAUUUGGGGGCUG
Molecule: messenger RNA, 9099 nt
Organism: Drosophila rhopaloa
Lineage: Eukaryota; Metazoa; Arthropoda; Insecta; Diptera; Drosophilidae
Gene: klar
Product: pneumococcal serine-rich repeat protein
Cellular component (GO): membrane
Source: RefSeq, a predicted model, not a curated record